Molecule: messenger RNA, 864 nt
Organism: Ascoidea rubescens DSM 1968
Lineage: Eukaryota; Fungi; Ascomycota; Saccharomycetes; Ascoideales; Ascoideaceae
Exons: 1
Biological process (GO): fungal-type cell wall organization
Cellular component (GO): fungal-type cell wall
Molecular function (GO): structural constituent of cell wall
Source: RefSeq, a predicted model, not a curated record
UUAGCUUCUCUUUCUUUAAGCGCUUAUAUUCCUUCUGAUCCUUGGUCAACUUUAACUCCUUCGUCAACUUUAAAAAACGGCAUUGUAGAUUAUUCUUCAACUUUUGGUAUAGCUGUGGUUCCUAUUCAAACCCCAUCCUCUUGUCAUGCUGUUUCGGCUUUAAAUAAAAGAAACGUCUUGGUCUCCCAAAUUGACGAUGGUCAAAUUCAGGCUACAACUGAAACGCCCAACGAUUCUUCUCUUUCUACCUCAACCGCCGUCACUCAAUCACACUCAAUUCCCAUUGUCCUCAUUUCUCAAAUCUCUGAUGGUCAAAUUCAAGCUACUACUGAAACAUCUUCAUUAUCAGUGUCUUCUGUUGCUUCACUUCCUCAAAUUUCUUCAAUUUCUGAAAUUCCUCAAGUUUCUUCUUAUUCUCAGGUUUCUGAAUCAACAACAACCCAACAAUAUCCUCAAAGCUCAUCUCAUGAUUUUUCAAGCUCCGAAACCUCUUUACUGUUCUCAACAACUUCCACUACAACCAUCUGUUCCACAACUACCCUUGCUCCAAAUACUCCACACCCAGUCGCUUGUUUAACUGAUUCAACUCUUGCACUAAAUUUAAAAGAUUCGGUUUUAAUUGACGCCUUUGGUAGAAUAGGUUCAAUCGUCUCAAAUAGACAAUUCCAAUUUGAUGGUCCACCUCCACAAGCUGGUACCAUUUUUGCCGCUGGUUGGAGCAUCACUUCAGAUGGUUAUUUGGCUCUUGGUGACUCAGCUAUUUUUUAUCAAUGUUUAUCUGGUAAUUUUUAUAAUUUAUAUGAUGAAUCUAUCGGUACUCAAUGCACAGAAAUUAAUCUCAAAAUCAUUGAUCUUGUCAACUGU